This is a messenger RNA of Stomoxys calcitrans (stable fly), 594 nucleotides long. RefSeq names its product lysozyme. The coding region runs from base 23 to 487 and encodes 154 amino acids. Gene Ontology annotation, molecular function: lysozyme activity. The transcript has 3 exons. Lineage: Eukaryota; Metazoa; Arthropoda; Insecta; Diptera; Muscidae. The record is from RefSeq and is a predicted model, not a curated record.
AAAAUAUAUAUAUAAACUCAAAAUGUCGACAAAAAAUUAUUACGCCUGGAUGGUGGCCGGUGUUUGUUUGGCCCUGUUUGCAAUGACCAUCGCUCAGCAGGAUAAACCUGUAACAGAUAUCUGCUUGGGCUGUAUUUGUGAGGCCAUAUCCGGCUGUAAUCAAACCAACUUCUGCCAGGGUGGAGUCUGUGGCCUAUUUCGCAUAACUUGGCCCUAUUGGGCUGAUGGUGGUAAACUUACCAUUAACAAUGAGCCUAUAGAAUCUGAGACUGCCUAUCCCAACUGUGUUAAUGAUCCCUACUGUGCCGCCAAUACCAUACAAAAUUAUAUGUUGAAAUAUGGUCAGGAUUGUAAUAACGAUGGUGUUGUCAACUGCUUCGAUUAUGCUGCCAUUCACAAAUUGGGUGGUUAUGGUUGCACUGGUGAAUUAUCUCACAAAUAUGUCACCGAUUUGGAGUUGUGUCUAAAAUCAUAUAAGGCUAAUUAAAUUAUUGCGAUACUUUUAAAGCAUAUCUUAGUUUUAGGGCUUAGGAUUACACCUACAUAUUGAACAAAUAUCUACAAUAAUGCAACAAAUCAGUGAUGAUUUUUUAC